Haliotis rufescens (red abalone) is the source of this 3978-nucleotide messenger RNA. RefSeq names its product RING finger protein 10-like. Gene Ontology annotation, molecular function: metal ion binding; transcription cis-regulatory region binding. Lineage: Eukaryota; Metazoa; Mollusca; Gastropoda; Lepetellida; Haliotidae. The record is from RefSeq and is a predicted model, not a curated record. Gene Ontology annotation, biological process: positive regulation of transcription by RNA polymerase II. The coding region runs from base 318 to 2801 and encodes 827 amino acids. The transcript has 18 exons.
CAACAACAUCCGGGCAUUGGAGGCCUGUCUCCAUCAAGUUGUGUUUGGGUGUAAUACUCGCCCAUCUAAGACGCUGAGAGAGCGUUAAGGAGCGCUGGGGGAACAUAUUGUGCCCCCGCAUUUUGUGUUUGAAGGAUUCUUUUUGUAGACUACAUAACUGUUAUUGAUCUAAUUGUGAUAUAAUUGGAUUUUUUUACUUCUUUAAAGUGUUCAACAUGGAGUUAUGAAAAUGGUUGCCCAAGGUCGUUCAGCAUUCGUUAUCUCUGCUAAGCAGAAGAGAACGAGAGGUUCUACUUCUCAUUUGUGUACUACUGUUGAUGUUCGAGGAAGGGAUAGUAAAUAUGGACAAAAAAUUAUCUCGUCAGCUGUCUGUUCCGCCGAAGAACGGUGCAACGUCCGACAGUAAGAAAAAUGAUAUUAACAGUCCUAAUAGGUUUUCUAAGUAUGGUAAGAAAAGAGAAUCAGGAGCGGGUCGGGGAAGCACACCAGACCAUGCCCGUCGCCCAACCCCUCAGAAAUCCAGGGCUACCGGGGACAAGCGACCACGAUCUAGAGGAAAUUACAAUGACCGUCAAAGAGAAGAGGUAGCAGAACCUGUGGACUCAGAGUAUGAGUCCCUCAUGUUCACUGGUGGCUCUAAGAAAGCCAGUUUGAAUCACCUGUUUAACUUCACGUUUGCGGGUCGUGAAACUCACUAUGGAAGUUCCGGUGCUUAUCAAAGAGUGAGAAGACCACGAACAGGAGGAAGAGUGUACAAUAAAGAAAGAUUUCUUCAGGCAAACUGCCAGUUUGUUGUGGGAGAUAGUGGUGAUUACAUAGCUCACUCCAUCGACGCAGACACUCUCGUUGACUGGGAUCUGGUGGAGCAAGUGAGGACAUUGAGCCAGGAGCCGCCAUCAUGUCCCAUUUGUUUGCAGGAACCACAGGCUGGGAAGAUAACCCGCUGUGGACACGUCUACUGCUCGGCAUGUAUCCUGCACUAUUUGGAACUGGGGGAGAAAAAAUGGAGAAAGUGUCCCAUUUGUUACGAGUACGUUCACAAGAGUGAUUUAAAGAGUGUACAGAUCCGAGUUGUCCAUGCAUAUAAACCAGGGGAAACAAUCACUUUGCGACUGAUGAAGAGGGAGCGUGGUAGCACCUACUCUGUUCCCAAAUCGCAGUGGGAGAAGCGAGACGGGAAACCACACAGAAUCACAGAUGAUGUAAAUACAGAGCAUGUCAAGCUGCUGGUGGCGUCACCCAGUCAGAUUCAGGAAACUAUCAUUGAACCAGAGAAGGCAGCUCUGAACAAGCAUAUGCAGAAUGCUGAGGCUUCAGAAGUGUGUUUCAUUGAGUCAGCCAUGGUCAUGCUGAAGGAAAGAGAGGAAAGCCUUCACACCAGUACUCCACAUAAGAAGCACCGUGAAGCAAGACGAACCCGUAAAGCUGAAGUUGACAAAGUAAAAUCUCCAAAGUCUGUGAUGGCGAACAAUGACAAUUCACCAGUCAAACAGUACGCAUCAGCCUUUUCUGAUGGAGAAGAUUCAGAUGAGGAUAGGAAUAAUAAAUCUGCUGAGCCUGGAAAAAUAACUAGAGAUGCCAGUCUUCCAGAAUCCCUUAACCCUGAUUCCAAAAUCCGCACUGAAUCCACCACCUCGUCCUCCUUGGAAACCCUGACACACUCGGACAUGGACACCAGUCUGUCUGAGGUGGACGCCUCUGCUGUUGAUGUACCCAGUGGGCGGUCGUCCCUGCCUGAAAGCUCUGUGGGAUUGCCUGAUGGUCCCAGUCUGUCUGAGAUACAGGAGUCACUGGAGGCUGCCAUGCCUGUUGAGGAAGCGGCGGAGCACCUGGAACUGCCCCCAGAGAGUGAGCAUGGAAACAGUGGCAGAAGGGGCAACCAGACAAAAAGUGCAUUCUUCUAUUAUCAAGCAAGUGACGGUCAGCACAUCUAUCUCCAUGCUGUGAAUGCUCGGUGUCUGGUGAAAGAAUAUGGCAGACUAGAGGACUGUCCUGACACCAUCACCGCCAACAUUGUAGACACAGAGAUCAUCUUUAUGACUGAGGAACUGCGGAAGAGACUUCGGUACCUAAACCACCUGCCACUGACUUGUGAAUUCCAGGUAGCAGAGCUUGCACUGAAGCCACCCCUUCUGUCAAAAGACACACUUCGACACUUUGCUGGUGACAUAGAAAAGCGUAGACGUAUGCGUCAAAAAAAGAUGCGUGAUGACAAGAGAAGGUCAAGGAAGAUUGAGAUGGAAGAGAAUGAAAAGAUGGGGAAAUUUCCUGGUAUGAAGCUGUCAUUGAGCAGCUUUGCCCAGUUCCCGGCUGCAGGCGAUGGCCAUGUCCAUGUGUCGGGGUCCCCUGAAAUCAGGUCUGAGUCACCCUCUGUUUCCAGCCUCGCGAGCACGCCUCCUGUAUCACCAUCAGGUUUCAAUGUGAGUGCAGCAGAGUUUGUGCCGGGAGCCAGUCCUGCUAUAGAAGACGUCAGUGAUGGCGAGCAGACAUCCAUGUCAUUUGCUCAGAUGUUGAAGGCUGGGAAAGCUAAGGCCAAGCCUAUGUGGCCACGCCCUGUUGAAGCGCAGGUUCCGGCACAGGCAGGGCCAGUGGUCCCCCGAUCUGCUGACACGGAUGACAGUGAUAACGAAGACCGAGUCCCUGUACCUAUGUACCAGGACUCCUUCUCAUGUGCCAUACAAGCUGCACUGGACACCAUAGAUAAGCCUAAAGAAGCUCGUCCAGGGAAUGCAGGAAGGAAGAAACAGAAGAAACCCAAAUUCACAAAGCUGUUCACCACCUCCAUGACAAGGGGGAAAUAGUCCCCUGUAGUGAUCUGCUGCAGUCCUCCUAUAGUUAUCCCCAGCUUGUAGCGCCAGCCAGCCGGUCUAUGAUCAUUCUGAGUUGCAAUCUAAAUAACUGCAUGUACAAGAACAAGAGUUUUUGCUCCUCUCUGGCUUGCUAGGUUUUGUUGUAAAGGAAAUGGUAAUCUUCCAUAAAUAUGAUGGAAUUAAAAAUUAUGUCUAUAAUUUAUUUGUGUAAUUAUUUCUCUUACAAUUAGAGUUCAGCAAUAUGGGUGUGAAAGUGGUGCAAAUGAUUUCAUUCUGAAUCUAUUCAAUAUAAGAACAGUUUUUGCAUAUUUAUAUAAAUAUGUCUCGACCAUUUUCAGCCUACUUUUAACUUUGUCAAAUGUAAUACCAAAAUAUGAUAGCGAUGCUGAAAAAUAUGCAACACAAAUCUAUAGAUAUUCAUUGUGGUCUAGUGUUUGACACUGAUAGUUGAUGUAUGAACUUUGGAGGCAGACUUUUGUGUCUGUAGCGAAAUUGAAAUGUGGUUUCAUUUGAAAGUCUUUUCAAUGAGUUCAUCCUUUAUUCUCAAAAUUCUGUUCCGAAGAGGCAAAAUGGUAUAUUGCUUUAAUAAUCAAUCAUUUCCUGACUUUAUUUGUAAAUUUGAGUUGUAAAUUUGGUGAAGAUAGCAUUUUGUAUGAACCUUUUAUUUAUUUAGUUGUUUUGUAUGUGAUGGCUCACUUUAUUUACUUCAUUAUGUUCACUCACACUGUAGAUAUCAAAACUGGAAUCCAAAUUAUGAUCUACUCUUCAUUUUUUUGUUUGUGGGAUUAACUGAUAUAUAAUCUAUAUGCUAAGACCAGAAUAUGUCUAUUUUAUAUACUAAAAGGUGGUACAAACAUUUUUUGAAUUGGCAUGACAAAAAAACCUUGCUGUUCAUUGUCAUAAAAUGGACGUAAUAAAAACCAAAGAAUCUGAUUUAAGUAAACACAAGGGGAAAAAAAGUAUAAGGGGGAUAGUAAGUGUUGAUGUUUAUUUACAUAUAUUGACAUUUUGAUAAGGUUUUGCUGCAAAUACGGUUAUGGAAAUUGCCCUGAGUUCUUAUUGAGCAAUGAUUGUAGACUAUGAUUGUGUAGUACGGAUCACCUGACAUCUGACAUGAAGCUUUGAGUAGUUAUCGUCUGAAAAUGCCAAAUAAAAUCCUUGAAACCGA